UGUUGCUUUGAACUGAAAAACAGAGGUCUCGGGGUCGUGAGAAGACAGAGAUAACCCUAAUCUCCAAAUCCUUCCUGUCCGGCGACGCCACCAGAUCCCCACCAAAAUCGGAACCCCGUCGUGAUGGGCGACGCCGCCGACGCACCCCGCCGGCGUCGGCUGGACUCAAUUCUCCUCGCCCGGAAACCGCGCCUCACCGACAGCAGGAACGAGACCACGGCCACAGCCGUAUCCAUGGAUGGCUUCACCAUGGCGGUCUCCUUCUGGAUGGCCGACCCGCCGCAGCUGUCCAUCUUCUCCAUCUACUGCUGCCGACCCCCUCAUCUGCAAGCCGGGCCGUACUGCAAUUUCAAAGAUUUGCCACGCGUGGUCGGCGUCGGCGCGGAGGGCCGAUUCGUCCUCUUCCGCGCCGUCUUCGACCGCCGAUACACAUCCGAAUAUUUCCUGUACAAGGCCGGCGAGUCGCCGUCGCUCGAGUGGAUUCCUUCUCCCUACGAGUAUCAUGAUGGCGACCUCCAUGAUCUGCGCGGGGUCAGGGAGUUCGGCGUCCUGCAGCAGCUCGGCGGCCACUAUCUCGUGGCCGCUCUCUGCCUCGACCCGUUGUCGGAUGACUAUCACCUUCGGAUCUACUCGUCCGAGAGAACGUCAUGGAGCACCAGGACACUGCCCAAUCCAUGUCCUGGGGUCGACAGGAUUAUACCCGACAAGGUGAUCACGCUUGGAGAAGAAGGCUUACUAGGGUGGGUUGAUUUGUCACACGGCCUGCUGAUGUGCGACCUGCGUCAAGAUCAUGUGCGUUUCACUUUCAUCCCGUUGCCGGAGCCGUUGCCUGGGAACAGAUACAAACUAAAAGGUCACAUUCCCCCUCCCACCGCAAAGAGAAGCAAAAAACCAGAGGACGAAUCUCACCCAAAUCUCUGGUGGUUUCGGGAUCUCGCAUGGGUUGAUGGCGUGCUCAAGUUUAUUGAGAUGGAGAAUCUUGCUCCUGAAAGCCAGAGCGACAAGGGUGAUGUUAUCUACGAUUCAGACUUGAUCAUGUCGCUCGAGCGCAAGGCCGUGGAUUGGCAUUGCAAGCAGCUGUCCAUUGGGGGUGCCUGGAGGGCUGUGACAUGGACUCGGACAGUUUCGUCCAACUGUUGGCGCCAGACAUGUGCUGCCAAUGUCGCUGACAUCUUGGUUGUCGACGGAUCAGCACAUUCAUCUUUGUUGCCCGGGUUAAAGGGCGAAAAGUUGACAUUCAGGGACCUCUACUCAGCUUUCCCCAUCCUGAGCCCGGAUGGUGACGAUAUUCUUUAUCUCAAAUCAAUGGUGGAACCCAGUAAUAAGGAUGGAUGGGCGGUCGCUGUUGACUUAGGAAACAAGGCAGUGAAAGCAAUUGGCAAGUAUUGUCUUCCGGAUGAUUUUUAUUAUAGCUUCCGUCAUGACCCUGAACAUCCUUUCCGUGUCUGUACAUUGUCCCUGGUAAUUGUCUCCAGGCAUAGAAGUCUCAGCGUGUCGCAAGAUCACAGGGGAUGCUAGCAGCUCUUCAAAUUAUCCAAGCAACACCUCAUUCCGUGCGGGUGAGCUCAAUUCCUGCGAACCAAGGAGCAAAAUCCAAAGGUCAUUGGAAUGGGCUCGGAAAAACAAGCAUGCACGAAAUGCUGCUGGGACUUUUAUGCAGAAUGAUCAUAUUUCCCAGCAGCUUGACGAUAAGGUGCUGGAGCUAGAGCAGGAGAUAGAGCAGGAGCUAGAGCGGGGGUGGAAACAGAAGAGAGAGCAGAAGCAAGGUUAAUUAGAAUGCACCAUUUCCAGCCACAACAGCAGUGCUUCAACAAGUGGGAUGCGCCGUGCUACCCCCCUGGACAUUCAGUGUGGCCCCAUCAAAACAAUCUGUCACCGAGGAAAUACUUCAACAAGCCAGACGGACCAUGUGUCCUUGGGUAUGCAUCUUUGCCCCCUGUACAGCUGGGUCGUCACAACUACCAACCUCUGUGGCGCAGCCACCACCAUCAAAACAGCAGUUGACUUCUAGCAGUGAGUUUGGACCUCAUGAGGUAAAGACAUUGGUGAAGCUUAUGAUAUUCUGAUAUCUCCUCUAUUGACAUGUAGCUCUGGAACAGACCAUCUUCACUUGUUAAAAAUUACUCGCAAGAUACAUAUUCUAAGUAGUACUCCCUCCGGUCCUUUUUACUCCGUGUAUUAGAUUUGUAUCAAGUCAAACUUUGCAAAGAUUGACGAAAUUUAUAUUAAAAAAUAUCAACAUAUACAAUACCAAAUAUAUUAUUAUAUGAAACUACAUUCCAUAAUGAAUCUAAUGAUAUUGAUUUCAUUCUAUGAAUGUUGAUACUUUUUUCUAUAAGUUUGGUCAAAUUAGAGAUACUUUGACUUUCAGCUGAACUUAUUUGCAGACUAGAAAUGACCGGAGGGAGUAAUUCUCUCACAUGUGCUGUCAUGCCGAUGGACCCAACUUGACAUGUUCCGUGCAUUUUUUAAUUAUUUGUUUUGAAAGUAAAAGAGGGAAACAAACUAUGGGCACCAAGUUUAAAAAUAUGUAAUCAGUAAGUCUAAAAGCAACUGCAUUAUUAUAGUAAAUUCAUUAUUUGAGUUCAUUGGAAUAUAAUAAGCAACAAAGAUGAAAUUAUCUAUUUCUGCUGUGAUGUGCUACUUUUGACGUGUUGCCUAGGUGUCUGUUUUUUCAUCAUCUUACUACUAUAAGUUGUUAAGAUUUCAGGCACCCCAGCCAUGCUUCAACAAUUGCAGUGGAGCCAGCUACCAUGGGUAUUAACAACAAUUUUCUGCCCCUAACUCAUUUGCCUAUGGCGCACACACCUGCUAUGCCAGCUACCAACACCAGUGGCUGCAACUCUUACUUUGGAGCUGCCUAUUGGUGCGUUUUGGCAGCAUUCACCUCCUGUGGUGCAGCGUCAGCCAACACCUAGUGAGAUAAAAAAAAAAGCACUGAAAAAACCUGUGUUUGCUGACAUGUUCCUCUUUUAGACAGUAGACAUGGAGUGAAUCUCUCAUUAAGAUUACUUUUUCAAGAUGGUCAUUCUUGCAAGUAAUUCUGGGCUUGUUGCAUAUGCAAAACCCUUGUGUGUUUCAAACUGAAAUUUAAAGAGGGUUACAUAGUGUCAAGACUCAAGACUAUGUAAGGUAAUAUCCUCUCAUAGUUUGACAUUGUUUCUUGAAACAUAAACGUAACCAUUUUGCUGAAAUGUGAGCACGUAAGGAAAGGUGCUAACUUUUCAAAAAAGAGGAGGAAUCCCAUCGAAAGGAGCGAAUGCUGGAGAAAUGUGUGGUAAGGUUGAUGGGGAGCCUGGAGUGGCCAAAUGAAGUGUAGAUGCUGAACUAAGGAAACUAGUCAACAUUUAAUAUCCUCUUUCAGUUGAUUGUGCUGAAAAAUAUAUAAUAAAAAUAUGGUUAAUCCUAGUAACUCGAAACAUGUGCAUUAUUUGUUACCAUAGAAAAGUUUCGGGAGUUGUGGUUUUAGAGAAGAGGUGACAUGUGGCAUUCUCUUGCGGAACAUUUUUGUUGUUGACUAAUUAGUUGAUUUUGCCGUGCAGUGAUAUUACUGGCUAGAUUUGACUGGAUCAAUGGCUAUGCUCAGGUGAGAGUAUGGUGUAAAUGUUUAAGCUUUCUGUGUGUGUACUAUCGGGAAUUUGUUUCUACCUGAACAGUCAUCUUCUGAUAGAUACGCAUCAGAUAAACAUGUCUUGUGUUAUAGUCUCACAAUAUUUCUUGAAUAGAAGUGGAAUAAUUGACUGAAAAAUAUUUUCA
This is a messenger RNA of Triticum dicoccoides, 3756 nucleotides long. RefSeq lists its product as uncharacterized. Lineage: Eukaryota; Viridiplantae; Streptophyta; Magnoliopsida; Poales; Poaceae. The coding region runs from base 124 to 1518 and encodes 464 amino acids. The transcript is spliced from 7 exons. The record is from RefSeq and is a predicted model, not a curated record.